Molecule: messenger RNA, 1343 nt
Organism: Coffea eugenioides
Lineage: Eukaryota; Viridiplantae; Streptophyta; Magnoliopsida; Gentianales; Rubiaceae
Exons: 3
Coding region: 5-1306 (433 amino acids)
Source: RefSeq, a predicted model, not a curated record
UCCGAUGGAUGUGGAAGAUGGCAGGAUCACCGGUGAAAAUGAUCAGAAACCAUCAGAACCUGGCGGCUACCACCUCCUUCACCACCAGAACCACCACAAUUUCUCUACUAAAAGCAUCAUCAAGAUAGCCCUUUUAACCAUUGCGGCCCUUGUAGCGUGCCUCGUCCUUUAUCAUUCCCCUUAUCACGUACAGUAUCUCUUGCCCGCUUCCUAUAAUCCAUUUCCCAGUAGCAGUGCAUCUCAGGAAUCUACAAAAGCAAACCAAUCUUCGUUGCCUUCUUCUGAUCAAGGAAAAUCUUCCGAUGCCGGAAAUUUGUCACCUCCACCGACUGACAUCUUGCAAGGAAAUGUAUCUGCAACUGCUAACAAUGACUUGACUAGUCAGGCAAAUUUAUCUCCUCCGAUGACGACAAACAAUACUGUUCAAGAAAACCUACCUUCGCCGGAUAAAGUAGAAAAUGAAGCAACCAAGUUGGAGAUAGUACUGAGAAAAGCAGCCAUGGAGGACAAAACCGUUAUCCUAACAACACUAAAUGCAGCUUGGACAGCACCAAAUUCAAUAUUUGAUCUCUUUCUUGAGAGCUUCAAUAUUGGAAAUGGAACACAAUGGCUGUUGAAUCACGUAGUAGUUCUGGCUUUGGACCAGAAGGCGUACUCUCACUGCACGGAAGUACACCCUCAUUGUCAUUCAGUUACCACUGAAGGCGUGGAUUUUUCUGGUGAGGCACAUUUUAUGAGCCAAGAUUAUUUGAAGAUGAUGUGGAGAAGGAUUGAUUUUCUGCACACUGUUCUUAAGAUGGAAUACAACUUCAUUUUCACGGAUGCCGAUGUCAUGUGGUUUCGAGAUCCAUUCUCACAUUUGUAUUCAGAUGCAGAUUUUCAAAUUGCAUGCGAUCAUUAUUGGUACACCUCUACUGACCUGAACAACUCUCCAAAUGGAGGAUUUAACUAUGUGAAAUCGAAUAACCGAACAAUCCAAUUUUACAAGUUUUGGUACACAUCAAAAGACAGAUUUCCUGGUCAACAUGAUCAAGAUGUGCUUAAUGGGAUCAAGUUUGACCCCUUCAUCAAUGAGAUUGGGCUCAAGAUUAGGUUCUUGGACACAGCUUUCUACGGUGGAUUUUGUGAGCCUAGUAAAGAUCUUAAUCUUGUUUGCACUAUGCAUGCGAAUUGUUGUAUUGGUCUAGACAAUAAAAUUCAUGAUCUUAGGAUGUUAAUUGAGGAUUGGAAAAAAUACAUGGCAUUGCCAAAUGAAGAAAAGACUAUGACACCACAAACUUGGACAGUUCCAAGAAUUUGUGGAUGAAUUUUAGUUGUUCUUGCACUCAUAUUCUGUACUUCGU